This is a messenger RNA of Cuscuta campestris, 2840 nucleotides long. NCBI's taxonomy places the organism in Eukaryota, Viridiplantae, Streptophyta, Magnoliopsida, Solanales, Convolvulaceae. The record is from the annotation of a GenBank genome assembly.
CACAUCGUAUUUUUCAGAUUGCGCUGUGUAAUCUGGAGCAUUAUUACUCUCUCUUUUUAGUGGAGAAAACCUAAACCACCAGUAUAUUCUCUCGUUGUUCUCUCUUUUCUCCCAAUUAGCAAUUAAGCAGAGAAAACCUAAAUUGCCGUCUCCAAUUUUGAUCUCGCCACCCAUGGGGAAUACUCUGAUGGUGCUAGGGUAGAUGAUGGCAACCUUGAAGCAAGAACUUCCCACUCCCUUGAGCCUUGAGAGAGCGUCAAUGGGACUAUUAUCGAAGAGAAAGUUGAAGAUGUCUGCAAGUUGUUUGAUGAAAUGCCAUAAAAAAGCCAGUUUUGUAAAACUCUUCAGUUCAAGAAGAAUAGGGAUGCUGACUCUAAAAUGAAGCUCUUCAAGUCGAGAAAACCCAUCCCAACAGAGCAGUAUCCUUAAUGAAGACGUGCUUCCUGUUGAAGAGGUAUGGGGUUUUUGCUUGAUUGGCUAUUUUAUUGGAAAGUAGCCAGGGUUUAAGACAAAAACUGAUUUAUGGAUGGCAUGUUCCCCAUGAGGUCAUCCCUCAACACAAAGGAUGAAUCUUUCUUAAAUUUGAAAAUAAAUAAGAUAGGAUCAAGGUUGAUUCCAAUUGUCCCUAUAAGAUCAACAACCAAAGAUAGGAUCAAGCUGAACAUUGACUCUAACGUUUUCACUAGAAUACACAAAAUGCUCAGGGUUUUGGAAGAUGAAAAAGGCCACUUUUAAUAAGGAAUGAAAACAGUCUCUAGUAAUGCAUCAUAUUGUGGUGCCCCCAAUUUUCAGUCCUGUUCAACUUUUUCUGUUAUUAUAUCUUUAAGUGCUUAGAUUUUCUAUGUCGCUGGUUAUUGCAUAUUUUAUUAACUAAUUAUUUUCAUUUAGAGAAACUGAGCGCAAAGUUAUGAUCCUGAUUUGCUGGAAAGAAUAUAGUUGACCAUCAUCAAAAACCUGAUCAAGUAUCACCCAGUGUGUUUACCUAAUUCAUUUCCUUAUCCUUUGAAUCCUAAAGCUAAAAAGAACAGGACUGGAUUGCAUCAUUAGUAUCUUUCUCUGCACUUCGUAUUUCCCAUGAUUGUUAGAUUCUCUCCUUGAUAAUUGCUAGCUUAUUGUGCCAUCAGGAGUCUAGGGAGUGGCUUGCGAUGGGUGAAGCAUUGGGAAUAUAAGUACCAGGAGGAACUUAAAUAUGUUGUGGUAUUCUCAUGCUAAAUUUUAGUUUGUUAUAUUUUUGAACUUUCAUCGAAGUUCUUUUUCAGUAAUAUAGGUUGACCUAACAUUUUAGCAUACAUGAGCCUUUUUUUUGUUCUAGCAUGCUAUAUGUCGAAACUGUUGAUCGAUCUCGGCUACUAAUGGAAAUAAUCAAAAUUAUGGGUUAAUGGGUUUUUUAUGUUUCAACAGAUUAAAAUAUACUCUGUAGGAUUUUUAAGGCAGGAUGGAUGCAUCGUUAUUUUUUUAUGUUGUGCGACUAUAACCGGAGCUUUCAAGCACCAUCAAGUGAUCAACAAGGAUUGAUGGUACGUGUUUUCAAACACACUUUUACAAGAAAUAAAGAGGUUAGAUUCUUUUUUAAGUUUCAGGUUGUGAUAUGUUAUUCUAUUUGCUUAUUUAUAUUUCUCUCUAUGUUUUUUGCUUGAACUGUCGAUGAUGAUAUUGUCUGGAAAAAGCCAACUUGUAAGGGUUCUGUAGCGUAUACUUUUCUUGUAUGAAGUGAAUUGUAGCCCACAGCAGAUCGAACACUUCCCAUUCUUCCAAUUUGAGUUGUACCUAGAAUUAGUUUUAAUUUUUAAAUUUGUAGUUAUGUUGAGAAACUUAUUUAUUCUUCAUAACUUGUGAUCAAUGAUCUUGUUAUGGCCCACACAAUAUUUGCCUUAACACAGUUGUCUUUUUAAUUGCAUGAUAACAUUUGAGGUCAAUAUAUAUGCAUGUUUUUAGUGAAAUCAUGUGUAAGGUGGUCAACUGAUAUAAUGCUUGCAGUACCAGUUGUUUUCCGCUCUGUCGUUUCUCCCUCAUUGGUUCAUUUCUUUCAGGAAAUUUAUUCUCAAAUGUUUUCCUAUUCUUCCACAAACAGAGGGUGCACAAUAUAGUUAAAAGAAUGGAUUGGACAAAAGGUAAAAUCUGCAGGAAAACAAUAAGAAUGAGCUAGAGAUAUUAGAAAAGCAGAGGCAUGAUGAUUUCUUGAGCAUGUUGAGGGGAUAUAUUGUUAAUCAGAUGUAGAAAUUUGAAGGAGAUGCAAUGGGAUAAAGCCAGAUGCUGAUUAUGUUGUGGAGGUUGCUGUGUCUUCACUGAAAACAACAAAACUGGUGCAAACUUAAAGGAGAAUGCUUUAUGGUUUUAGAGUGUGGUGAUGGUAGCUAGGCUAAUGCUUGAGAGUAUUAAGACUGGGUUUAGGCCUUUGGUUUUCUAGUUUCUAUCCUCCAGGACUUUGGUCAUGCACUUGGUCUUCAACUUCGCAGGGUUUCCAGGGUGUUUCUGCAAUAAAGGGGCUAAUCCGGAUCAUUUUAAUGGUGCUCAGUAAUGGUAUAUGGUCUAAAAAUUCAGCUACACUUUGUACAUCCAUCUUUGAAGCAAGGAGACAUGUCGGGGGAUCAUUUGGACCAUUGUGAUUGCAACAUAUUUGGGAAGAUAAAAUGAACAUCGUCUUUUCUUUUCAUGCCAAUCAACUGGAUAAAAGCUUAUGAAGGGUGCCAUACUGCCACUUUAAUUUCGUUUGUACUUAUUUUUGUUCAUUUUGGAAUUUCCUUAGCUAGCGUGUGUUUUGUUGUUAUUGAGACUCCAAUAGUACACAAUUGUAUUGAGGGUCUUCCCCUCUUUUCUUUUAUUAAACAAGUGUUCUUUGU